Apaloderma vittatum (bar-tailed trogon) is the source of this 930-nucleotide messenger RNA. It is a transcript of the gene PPHLN1, whose product is annotated as periphilin 1. The transcript is spliced from 8 exons. Gene Ontology annotation, cellular component: nucleoplasm. The annotation marks the transcript as partial. The record is from RefSeq and is a predicted model, not a curated record. NCBI's taxonomy places the organism in Eukaryota, Metazoa, Chordata, Aves, Trogoniformes, Trogonidae. Gene Ontology annotation, biological process: protein localization to heterochromatin; negative regulation of DNA-templated transcription; negative regulation of gene expression, epigenetic.
AUGUGGUCUGAAGGGCGAUAUGACUAUGAAAGAGUUCCAAGAGAACGUCUCCCUCCAAGGAUUCAUCCUGAUGCCACAACAAAAUUUCUGCAUUUUCUGCAAACUGGAAAUCAGCUAAGUUUGCGCAGCGAUGAUUAUCAUAGAGCUGUAAACAUUGUGCCCAAGAAACCACCACUGCUUGAAAGACCUGGGGAGGGUAAUUACAGUCGAUACGAUGAUUACGGUCACACUGAGUACAGAGACUACGAAGAAGGUCGCAGUUUUGCCCAUGACCGAAGAAGUGGCCCCCCACACCGAGGUGUACGUAAGGAUGAAUCAGGAUACAGAUGGCCAAGGGAUGAUCAUCCUAUAAGUCGGCAGCCUGAAUACAGGGACGUCAGAGAUGGCUUCAGAAGAAAAAGCUUCUAUCCUUCUCAUUAUAUGAGGGAGCGAUCCCCUCAUAAGAGGGACUCUCCUUUCUUCAGGGAAUCGCCGGCGAGCCGAAGGGAUUCUCCACACAGCAGAUCUGGCUCCAGUGUCAGCAGCAGGAGCUACUCUCCUGAAAGAAGCAAAGCCUAUCCUUUUCACCAGUCUCAGCAUAGCAGAAGUAAAGAAAGGACAUCAGCUCAGUCACUGAAAACAUCAAGAGAUGCAUCACCUUCAGGCUCCACAGCAGUACCAUCAUCAAAGGCUUUGGAUAAGGGCACCAGACUAUCGGAAAAGGAACUUGCAGAAGCCGCAAGCAAGUGGGCAGCUGAAAAGGCGGAGAAGGCUGAUGAAAACAAUUUACCUGAAAUAACGGAGUAUGAUGCUGGAUCUUCAGCUCCAUUAUACGUCGAACAAACAGAGGAAGCAGAAACAAAUCUAAUGGAUAGUACGGAAUUAUAUGAAGAUGGCCAACUUCUUGGUCGCUCAAAAGCAAUUGCAACUAAGACAAAGGAGAUUGAACAG